Nannochloropsis gaditana CCMP526 is the source of this 516-nucleotide messenger RNA. RefSeq lists its product as uncharacterized. The coding region runs from base 34 to 516 and encodes 160 amino acids. The transcript is spliced from 4 exons. The record is from RefSeq and is a predicted model, not a curated record.
ACAGAAUCCUUCGCGCUUAACCCUCUCACGACCAUGCGUUCUUUUGCGUCCUUUGGAACCGUGGCCACUUUGCUCGUGGUGUCUGUUGCCGGCAUCGCGGCCAACAUCAACACCUGUACUAGCAAUUCUCUCUUGAACAUCCGUGGAGGCGGUUUCUUUGAGAAACUCGACUCCAAAAUCUCGUCGUGGACGAAGAGUGGCGAUGAGGCCAUUGAUAGAGCCUCCAAGGCGGUAGACUCUGCUUCCGACAGGACGAAAAACAAGAUUGACGAGACUGAUGCCAGGCUAAAGAAAGCGCAGACGGAUGCGGAGACAAAAGCCAAAAAGUACGCAGCAGACGCCAAGGUCAAGGCAGAGAAGACGAAGGCCGAGGCCAAGGCCAAAGCACAACAAAUGGCGGAUGAGGCCAAGGCAAGUGCAGAGAAGAUGAAGGCCGACGCCAAGGUUAGAAUCGUGAUCCCGCGUGCGUGCACAGGGCAUGACAAGGAUACGUACAUGUGCACCGGCAUGUUUUGA